AUGAAGCUCACCACUGGCCUUUGCGUCCUCGCCGCCUUCCUGGCGCUGGGGAUCUCGCGCUCGGUCGCAACGCCGCCCCAGAGGGUCGCCUACUCGGUCCCCGGCGGAGGCCGACUGAUUGCCGGCGAGCUCUUCCGCGGCGACCCCUCGGACAGCGACUUCAUCGUCGACGGCGGCGCCCAGAACCUCAUCUGCUACGAGCAGCCGAGCGGCAAAGGUACCUGGAACAUCCACCACAACGGCAAGCCCAUCUGGAACAGUCCUGCCAAGAUUGGCCAGACCGGACAAGACGACAUCGGCGCCUGUCAGACUCCCGCAUCGUCGGGCGGAGCCUACCAGGCUUACAUGUCCGGUUCGGCCCCCGGAUAUCAGCUGACCGUGAACGGCGCUUUCAAGACCACCAGCCUUCAGCCGGGAGAGCCCACUGCCUCUUGA
Molecule: messenger RNA, 435 nt
Organism: Pseudozyma flocculosa PF-1
Lineage: Eukaryota; Fungi; Basidiomycota; Ustilaginomycetes; Ustilaginales; Ustilaginaceae
Exons: 2
Coding region: 1-435 (144 amino acids)
Source: RefSeq, a predicted model, not a curated record